Messenger RNA from Anthostomella pinea, 2067 nucleotides. The record is from the annotation of a GenBank genome assembly. Lineage: Eukaryota; Fungi; Ascomycota; Sordariomycetes; Xylariales; Xylariaceae.
AUGGCGCAGAACACGAGCGCAAACCAGCGUGAUAAAGAUGGUGGCAUUGUGCGGUUGGACAGGGUGCAGAAUUGCGUCGCGAGAAACGUCAAGCUCGUCAGGAAAUUCUGCCAGCCAGCCAGCCAGCAGCGGGUCGUCAGGGAAACGUUGAACCAGCACCUACUCAUUGACUAUGACGACCGAGGAGUUCGACGUUGUUGUCGCUGGAAUGGCCUCAUCGCCGCAAAGACGUAUCUGGACUUCGAGCAAAACGCCAACCUGGUGCUUCUCGAUGACCAGUCGUCCAUAGGUGGCGUGUGGUGCGCCGAAAAGAUCUACCCGAGUCUCUUUGCGCAGAUCAAGUACCGGCUUUUCGAAUACUCAUUUUAUCCCAUGCGCAAUGAGGGCGUCUCCGCAGACGGAUACAUAUCCGGCGAGACGAUAAACACCUACUUGAACGACUUCGCCAGAGACUACGGCCUCGUCAGGAGGACCCGUCUGCGCACCAAGGUAGUCAAGGUCGACCGCCUAGCCGGAAAGGGGUGGAGGCUCGACCUCGCAGGGAAGCCCCCGAUCGAGUGCGCGAAGCUGAUAUACGCCUCGGGAGCGACCUCGCACCCCGUCAUCCCCUCGUGGCCCCAGACGGAGUUCCACUCGCCCAUCAUUCACUCCUCGGAGCUGGGCGCGCACCUCGAGGCGCUGGACAAGAUCCGCACGGCGAUGGUGGUCGGGGCGGCCAAGUCGGCGUACGACGUCGUCUUCCAUCUCCUGAAGGCCGGCAAGCAGGUCAACUGGAUCAUCCGCGAGGACGGGUCCGGGCCCCUCGCCAUCAUGCCGCCCACCAUCCUGGGGCUCGUGAACACGAUGGACGCCGUCGCCACCAAGGUCGUCGCCGCGCUGGGGGCGAGCAUCAUGCAGACCGACGGGCCCACCAGCUAUGUGCUGCAGAGGACGCGCGUCGGACGCACGCUCACCAGGGCCUUCUGGAGUGCGCUGACGGCCAUUGCCGACCGGCACGCGGGAUAUGCCAAGUCGCCCAACGCGGAAAAGCUGAGGCCGCUGCCGUACGGUAACGGGUAUGUUGAUCUGGUUCUUCUUGUUGUUGUUGAUCCCAAGGCCACGCCCCCACCGACCAAAGACGGAAACACUGACCACGGGCCUAGGAUCUUCUGGGCCAACGCCGGCCUGGGCGCCGCCAGCGUCCCGCACUUCUGGAAGGUGUUCCACGCGGGCGACUGCACAGUGCACCGGUCCGAGAUAGCAUCCAUGACCGACGGCGCCACCAUGACCCUGCGCAACGGCGCGCGCUUCCAGACCGACUACGUGAUCCUAUGCACCGGGUUCGACAAGUCAUACCAGCCCUUCGACGCCGCCCUGCAGGCCGAACUCGCGCUAAAACCCAACGCAGCCGAGGAGACGAAGUGGUCUCUCCUCGAGGCGAGAGCCGAACAGCGCGUCGAUGAGCUUCUCCCCGUCUUGAAGGACUCCUCCCUCACGCCGCCCAAGCAGCACAGCGCCAGCGCCGGUGCCACGGCGACGUUGGCCCACGGCCCGAGCCGCCACUACCGGCGGCUGGUGGUGCCGUCGCUGGUCGCGCAGGGCGACCGCUCCGUCUACUUCCCUGGCUUCAUCCACUCCAUCUACACGCCGCUCGUGUCCGAGGUGCAGGCCCUCUGGGGGGUGACCUUCCUGCUGGGCCUGCACGACCCGCCGCCGCUGGCGGCCAUGGAGCGGGAGGUGGCCGAGUGGAAUGUGUGGUCGCGCAAGCGGUAUCCGACGCAGGGCAGGAAGCAUGCUUAUGCCAUCUAUGACUUUAUUUCCUACAUCGACUUGCUGCUGGGCGAUCUGGGGAUCAACACGCGGCGGAGGAGCAACCCACUCGCGGAGAUGUUCCUCCCCGCGUACCCGUACAACUACAAGGGCCUUAUCGACGAGUUCCGAAGUGCGCGAGGGAAAGGUUCAGCCGAGGGGAUGCAGUCUGGGGGAAGAGCACGCGGCAGCUUGGUGGCGCUGUGUGCGGUGGUUUUUUUCUUGUUCUUGAUAUGCUGGCGGUUUGGCACUACCACGGGCGUGGGCGACUUCGCCUAG